AUGAAAAGACAAUGCGGGGGCCAGCGGGUCGUCUACUCCUAUUCAUAUUCCUAUUCAACCCCAACCGUGAACUCGUGCUCCUCAACCGUGAAGGCGUGUACACAAACCACGAAGGCGUGUACACAAACCGCGAAGGCGUGCACCCCGACCGCGACGGCGUCCAAAGUCGCCAGCUCCAAUAACGAACAGAGCACACCCAAAGAAAUAGAAAGAAAAGAAGAGCCGUGCAAGGACCCGACGAGAUGGGUGGAGGCAAGCGGAGGCGAGGUCCCCAUCGGAGCCGUUGUCGGCGGGGAGGAUGGUGGAGAAGCUCUUUAUGUGGCGAGAGCAGAACAUGAGGGUGAUAUGCUUCCUGGGAAGUUGGUUCCCUCCCAUCGU
Darwinula stevensoni is the source of this 378-nucleotide messenger RNA. The record is from the annotation of a GenBank genome assembly. Lineage: Eukaryota; Metazoa; Arthropoda; Ostracoda; Podocopida; Darwinulidae.